GUUUUAAAGAAAUUGCAGAUACAUGUUUUCUUGGGAAUCAUAAAUUAUGCCAGUAAGCAUCUGGCCUACAGACGGAUCUUGGGUGGGGCAUGAACUCUAAUGAUGCUCUUGAAAUGACAGAGGAGUUUGACAGCAAAGCAGCUGCGCUCACUCGAGCGCGCGGACUGAACCUGAUGCGCGUAAACAGCAACUCGACCGAGCGCAGCCGGUGUUACAUCUCUGUAACGCACUUUAUGUUCGUCUCUUUUUUACUGCAAUUGCCUGAACCAAGACUUAAGAAAGAAUAAUAUGUAUUCGCAGUCAUAUAAUGCGCACAGAAUUUGCAAUUUCCUCAAGAAGUGAACCAAUGCAUCUCCGUUUGAGGAACUUGAUUCGCCCUGGAAUCUUAAUGUCAUCGUGAAGCAGAGCGAUGCCGAAGGAACUUUCCAGAUAGAUCAAUGAUAUGAACUUACAGUAUGCCUUCGUUACACCAUGGCGCUAUUUUCAUUGGAGUAUUUUUGAUAGUCACCGGUGGCUCCACCGCGUUUCUAACUUCUAACCAAAGUCGCCUGCAGGCGUUCAGCAUGUGCUGCGUGGUGCUCGGGGCGGUCAUGCUCAUAUUAGGACUUUUCUGGGCGAUGAACGGCAAGAGAAACCCGGUGCCUUAUAAUGAAGAGUACAGUCACGACUACAGCCAGGUCCUGUUCACCCCACCGCCCGGAAACCACUUCCCCGAGUCACAGUCCGUCUUUCUGCACGGGACUUUGCAAAGACGAGGUGUAUACGGUGAAGAUUUGGACUAUCCACCAAUGGAGCCAACGUGUUUCAGUCCUACCAGUCGUGUCCGGCCGCCUCACUGGGACUUGGAGCCUCCUCCGCCAUAUGAAGUGGCCAUCAAAACCACCAGGAGCUCCACACAGCUGAGACGCAGCUUCUCAGACACGCACCUCCUCACUGAGCCUCUGUUUGGACGCUCAAGGGAGAUCAGUUUCGAAGUGUGAUAUCUAGACCAUGUGCAUCUCAAAAUAAGGAGCGGAACACAGCCUGAAAUAUUCAAUGAGAAGUGCAAAACAGGCAUUGACAAUCCACAGCUUGUCCAGGACAGGCAUUCUUGAGAUGAUUCUUGAGUCUUAAUUCUGUGUUUACAGCAUUAUGUAGACAGAAAUGUUGAAUUCUACACUUUUUUUCCCCAAGUAAAAUGAACUCUAAAUCUAAAACCUGUACAUGGAAGCUGAAGCUGAUGAAAGUAAGUGUUUAAUCUCUCAAUAAACAAUCUAAUGCAGGAGGUUUUUA
Messenger RNA from Danio rerio (zebrafish), 1272 nucleotides. The record is from RefSeq and is a predicted model, not a curated record. NCBI's taxonomy places the organism in Eukaryota, Metazoa, Chordata, Actinopteri, Cypriniformes, Danionidae.